AUGUUAGUGGAAGAAACAUUCAAUUUCUUAACGCGUCUACUCAAUUAUAUUUUUGCUAUACCUAUGUUGAUCUUAGGUAUAACUGGAUCGAUUUUAAUUGUUAUAGUCAUAACCCAAAAACGUACAUUUCGACAAAAUACAAAUCUUACAUAUUUAUUAGCAGGUGCCAUUAUGACUGGCAUUCAUCUACCAACUAUUUAUAUUCAAAUGAUUCUUGUUUAUGGUUUCAAUGUUUCAUUAAUGAAUACAAAUGAAGCUGCUUGUCGUGAACAUACUUAUUUACGUUAUGUAACAACAGUAGCAGCUAUUUCUUUUCCAUGUUGGGCUGCUUUUGAUCAAUAUGUUGGUACUUCAAGAAGUGCUAUCAUUCGAAAUCGUUGGGGUUCUCUUCGUAUUGUUCGAUUAGUUAUUGUUUGUACCGUAAUCUUUUGGUUCCUGUUCUAUAUACCAAUCAUUUUCUUUACGGGAAUUACAAAUGGUGUUUGUAAUUUUAAACCUAGUUUAUAUACAACACUCACUACUUAUAUAUUUACACCUCUUGUCUAUGGUCUAGGUCCUGUCGGCGUGAUUACUUAUUGUAUAUUAGGUACAGUAAAAAAUCUUCGUUUGAAUAAUAUCCAUAGAUCUCAUGAGAAGCUUGCAAAACAAGUUCGUGCAAUGUUAAUUCCACAACUUAUAAUUCUUGCAAUAUCCGGAAUUCCAUUUGGUUUUCAAAAUAUUUAUCUUGAUAUGACUAGUCAUAUUGCAAAAGAUGCUAAACGAAUUGCAAUCGAAAAUUUUCUUGGUCAAGUUGUUUUGAUUUUUUAUCAUUUUAAUUACGUGUUUACCUUCUAUAUCUACGUUUAUAAAUCGAGUGAAUUUAGAAAAGUAUUGAGAAAACAAGUUCCUAGAUGUAUUCGAGCCUGCCCGAUUUAUCCAACCGAUGUUAUAAUUAACAAUUCAAUCAAACCUUUAGAAAUCAAUCAAACAAAUUUUACACAAACAGUUUAG
Messenger RNA from Adineta steineri, 990 nucleotides. NCBI's taxonomy places the organism in Eukaryota, Metazoa, Rotifera, Eurotatoria, Adinetida, Adinetidae. The record is from the annotation of a GenBank genome assembly.